Messenger RNA from Talpa occidentalis (Iberian mole), 3328 nucleotides. Its product is annotated as sulfotransferase 1 family member D1-like. NCBI's taxonomy places the organism in Eukaryota, Metazoa, Chordata, Mammalia, Eulipotyphla, Talpidae. The transcript has 8 exons. Gene Ontology annotation, molecular function: sulfotransferase activity. Gene Ontology annotation, biological process: sulfation. Bases 519 to 1406 code for a protein of 295 amino acids. Gene Ontology annotation, cellular component: cytoplasm. The record is from RefSeq and is a predicted model, not a curated record.
UUCCCUCCAGGCCUUUCUGUUCCCUUUUAGCUUCUACACAGAGAACAUGCUCUUGCGUCUCUAACUUGCCCAAACAGAUGUAGAAAUACAUGAAAUAACCUUUAAAUGAAGUUUCUAAUUGAAGCACUGGAGCCAUAAAGCAGCAACUGUGUUGUACUGGCUUUUACGCUUGAAAUCAGAAGCAAAGUAAAAGUGAAAGCAAGGAGUUUCUGCAUAAUGAUCUGAUCGCAGUUACAUGAACUAAGCUUAAUAUAUUUUUAUUGGUUCCUGUUACAUUAUAUACCACCACAUGUGACAACAAGAAGCUUUCCCUUCAGCCUGUAAUACCUAAAGUUCCAGCAGGCUUUUUACAGCUUGAUAAUUAACCCAAUACAGCUUUAUAGACUUCUGCUUUUUCUCUCCUGCUGAAGACAGACUAACGUGACUGACUGACUGAACAACAUACAAAGUGAAACUUCCAUUAACUAACUUCUGCAGAAAUAAAAUCUGAACCUUGGAAGACAGCACCUGUCUCAAAAAUGGAAAACAUGGAGGACUGGAAUAGGCGGGAAUUGGUGGAUAUUCAAGGGAUCCCCCUCUUCUGGGGUAUGGCUGAGGAGUGGUCCCAGAUAGAGACUUUUGAGGCCCGACCAGAUGACCUUCUGAUCGCCACCUACCCCAAAUCAGGAACAACCUGGGUCAGUGAAAUACUGGAUUUGAUCUAUAACAAUGGGGAUACAGAGAAAUGUAAGCGAGAUGCCAUAUACAACCGAGUGCCCUUCAUGGAGAUGAUAAUCCCAGGAGUCUGUAAUGGUGUUAAGGAUUUGGAAGUCAUGCAGUCUCCUCGAUUAGUGAAAACACACUUACCUGUUCAACUUCUUCCUUCUUCAUUUUGGAAAAAUAAUUGUAAGGUCGUUUAUGUAGCAAGGAACGCUAAGGAUGUGGUGGUGUCUUACUAUUAUUUCUACCAGAUGGCAAAAUUACAUCCACUUCCCGGCACCUGGGAGGAGUUCCUGGAAAAAUUCAUAAAUGGAAAGGUGGCUUUUGGUUCAUGGUAUGACCAUGUGAAGGGCUGGUGGGAGAAAAGGAAAGAUUAUCGCAUUUUGUUCUUAUUCUAUGAAGACAUGAAAGAAAACCCAAAACGUGAAAUUCAGAAACUAUUAAAGUUUCUAGAGAAAGAUCUGCCAGAGGAAACCAUGAAUAAAAUAGUUUAUCACACCUCUUUUGAUGUGAUGAAGAAGAAUCCUAGUGCUAAUUAUACCACAACACCAGAAUGGGAUAUGGAUCAUUCUGUGUCUCCCUUCAUGAGAAAGGGUGUUUCAGGAGACUGGAAGAAUCAUUUCACUAUAGCCCAGUAUGAGCAAUUUGAAGCAGAUUAUCAGAAGAAAAUGAAAGGGUCUACACUGCACUUCCGUGCAGAGAUCUAAGAAAUAUUCACUCUUCGUCCAUGAAAUGGCACUUAGAAGGAAAAAAGUCUUCAAAAAAUGUAGUGAAAGAAAAUUCUGUAUGUGUGUUUCCUGAUUUUCUAAUAAUAGUUGUUGGCAAUAAGCUUUCUAGGAAUUUCAAAGUGUGCAAAAGAAAAGUCAGUGCUAUCUGUGGUUUUAAUUGCUUUCCACAGUGUUUUUUUACUAUUCUCAAAGUUUAAAAUCCAUAAUUUUACCUGUUUUAUUUUUAAAAAUCAAGUCCUUGGUCAUUGGACUUGCCAAGGAAGUUAUUUAAGGGAGUCUUGAAGAUGAAUGGAUUAGAACCAAAAUAUCUUCCUAAAAAACUUUAAUUUCUCUUUGUUAUAUGCUUGGAAUGAUACCAGUGUAAUUUAAGAUCAAUGACAUUUUUGUGCAAGGAGUUAUGAGAAAUGUAUUGUCCUAGAAUAAUUUUCUUUUAGAUAAAUUGUUAAUCAUAAUCUUUUUAGUAUUAUAUCUUAAUACUAAUGAUCCAAAACAGCAUCAAGAAGUUAAUCAAUAAAUAUAUAGUACCAAAGUAUCAUCCACAUCAUUAUGCUUUAGCUAUUCUCAGAGAGAAAAAACAAUAAGAAAUUAUCAUAAAAUCAAACUAAUCAAAAUUUUAAAUACCUCCUAUGUAUAAAUAAUAUGCUUUAAGAAUAACAAAGAAUAAAACAUAGAUCUUAAAUUUAAAGAACUAGAGUAGAAUUAGGAAUGAAAAGAAAGUAUAGAGAAAUAUCUGUAAGAACAUAAGAAGCCACAAUACUAAUACCUGUUAUAUUAACAGUUUGCUAUGUAUCAAUUACUAUCUAUGUAAUUUACAUGGCUUUACUUCAACUUGUCUUCAUUCAAUGCUUUAAGGUAAGUAUUCUAACUUUUUCCAAUUUUACUAAUCAGUAAACUAGCAGACAGUGUAAUUAUAUACCUAUCUACAUGUAAAAUUAUCAGCAAAACCACAGAGAAAGGUUGAUUUCUGAUCUUUUUUCUUUUGAAUGAUCUCAGUUAUUCACCCUUCGCCAUGUAGCUUCACUGGCAGUGGUCCUGCGUAGGUGUCUUUCUUUAAGCUGAAAACCUGUCAUUACAGAUUAAUCAUACCUUGUGACUCCUAGAAUAUUCAGAUGUUUUUAUAUUUACAAAGUUCACUGAUAAUCUUUCUUGAUAUGGAAAAUAACAUGUUACCACACUUCAUUUUUGUGAAAAUUUGAUCUUCUAAAUAUCAGCUCCAAAUCAUUCAAAACACUUAAGUUUUGAGUACAAUUCGAUAUUACACAAGCAUGUGUUUCUUUCUAAGUUACACAAAUAUAUGUUGCUCAGAUUUAUUAUGCACAUUGUGAAAUGAAUGUAAAUAGAAAAGGAGAUGUAGAAUAAAUAAUACAUACUGCAUUAUUAAGUAUAUAAUACAGCAUUUACUCUCAUUAAAACAUUUUUAUAGAGAUACUAGGAAUCAGAAAAUGUUAGUGAAAUGCCUUUAGGGUUUCUAAAAGUUGAAGUUAAACAUUUUUGAUUUGGACUUAAGUAUGUAAUAGCAAAUUUGUUUAAUACUUGUCUGUGGUGAUUACAAAGGUACAAAACAUAGUACUGAAAUUAAUGGUCUAAAUCAAAAAAUAUAAAUUCUCCUGUGCUUACUAAAUCAUAUAUUAAUUUAGCCUUUCCACCAUGUAGGACGAAAGAGUUCGGUUGAAACCUGGUAAUAAAUUUGUGAUUUAUACAACAUGAGGUGUUCUACAGUUUGCAAUUCUGUUUCCAGCAAAAGCCUAAAACUUAUGGAAAAUCUUUGGAAUAAUUUUAAAUAAACUGAAAAGAAUGCCUCCCAAUUUAGAGUGUGCUGAGAAGUUCUUCUAAAUGCUGUGUUUGUGUCAUUUUCGCCAAUAAAAAUCUUACAAUUAUAAAAUUAUUUUUUAAUUUUUCAA